AUGACGCCGCCAUUUAUUCGUCCAAUCCGGCAAAGCUUCUGUGGAUCUCUUCGCAGAGACACGCACUGGAAAUGCUUAAUACUGUCUGUUCUGAUUUACGCCAGUCUUGGAAUUAUAGGUUGGUGUCGCCUAACAACCGUAACUAUGCGAGCCUACAACUACCGUGGUAUUCCAGUUUACGUGACAGGGAGCCCAUGUGACGACGGGUACAUCUACAUACCCAUCGCGUUCCUCAUACUAAUAUAUAUGGUGUACCUGAUCGAGUGUUGGCAUUGUCACACCAGGGUGGAACUUCAGUAUAAAGAGGAUGUCGCUGUUGUGUACGAUAUGAUGCAACGAAUGAGAGACUCAUACCCCGUCGUGUGGUGGAGGGCGAUAUGUUACCAUUAUAUUCGUAGGACUAGGCAGGUGACGCGAUAUCGCAACGGGGACGCCUAUACUACCACGCAGGAGUACUACGAGAGGGUGAACUCUCACUCAUCUCUCGGUGCUUUCGACUUCUCCGAGUGUGGAGUGAAGGACAUUUCACGGGACCUGGUGGCACUGGAAGCGUACCCAGCCACCAAGAUCAAAUUUACUAAAAGUUUCAUAUUUGCCAACGAGGAGGCCGAGAAUGACUACUUAGCACAGAGAUCGCGGUUCUUCGGGGAGAACGAAGGUAGGGACGAUUACAUGGAGACACGCGAGGGCAUGAACUUAAGUGAUUUGGAUUUUAAAGAACACAUGAUUGCUUUUGCCGAAUCAAACAAGCUUCCAUGGUAUGUUUCACUAAUUAUAUUUUGGUUCUUGUCCAUCUGUCUAUUGUCUUGGCCGAUCCGUGUCUUAAUUGAAUUUAAAACAGCUUAUGUCCAUUACCAAAUUGAAAAACUUUUUGGGACGAAUUAUUCCACGUAUUCGUCCAUGGAAAACUGGAACGGAAGUGUGCAUAUACCACGUGACAUCACUGUCGAUAGCAGUAGAAGUCUGGAGUUACGAAUUAGCAACAAUCAUCAUAUCGCACCGAGUUAUUCCGAGGCGUUGCUAAUGGACGCCGCCAAUGGCAACCUGUUACGCCACAGCGUCUCCUGUAGGAGUAACGUUGGCAACGGACACGCGGUUGCCAUCGCGGAACCCGAGGAGGACGUAGGUGACGAGAAUGACUGCGACGAGACGUCCCCUAUAAUGGAGUUCGUUCAACGUGGCGGAGCGCGCAGCAUGCAAGAGAGCGCCACGGCGUUGAACAAUCUGCCCGACGAUUCGCCGCCAGCUUACGAAGUGGUGCUCGGCUUGAUGACUCCUAUAGAAUGCGGGCCCUUGAACGAGGAUGAGGAAUACUGCACUUUACCAAUCGAAACUUCGCUAUGA
Messenger RNA from Saccoglossus kowalevskii, 1344 nucleotides. Its product is annotated as transmembrane protein 151B-like. The record is from RefSeq and is a predicted model, not a curated record. NCBI's taxonomy places the organism in Eukaryota, Metazoa, Hemichordata, Enteropneusta, Harrimaniidae.